Molecule: messenger RNA, 1688 nt
Organism: Fusarium redolens
Lineage: Eukaryota; Fungi; Ascomycota; Sordariomycetes; Hypocreales; Nectriaceae
Product: major facilitator superfamily domain-containing protein
Exons: 7
Coding region: 1-1467 (488 amino acids)
Biological process (GO): dipeptide transport; transmembrane transport; allantoate transport
Cellular component (GO): plasma membrane
Molecular function (GO): allantoate transmembrane transporter activity; dipeptide transmembrane transporter activity
Source: RefSeq, a predicted model, not a curated record
AUGGAGGGAAAAGAAACUAAGGAGUCGACGCCUUCUUACGAGAUGGAUGUUGAUGCGCGUGGGACUGUUGAUACGUUGUCGGUGGAGGAGGAGAAGAAGCUUGUGAGAAAGAUUGACAUGAGCUAUGGACUGCAGUAUUUGGAUAAGACGAGUUUGGCGUAUAGCGCUAUUCUCGGCCUGAGAGAGGAUCUAAAACUGGUCGGCCAGCAAUUCAGCUGGGCAUCCAGUAUCUUCUACAUAGGCUACCUCGUAGCCUCAUACCCCAUCUCGCUCGGCUUCGUCAAAUUUCCUCUCGGAAAGUAUCUUAGCGUUCUCAUGUUCAUAUGGGGCGUUAUUCUCACUCUUCACUCUGUUGCGCACAACUAUGCUAGUCUCAUGGUUCUUCGCUUCUUUUUAGGUGUGUUUGAGAGUGCGAUAAGUCCUGGCUUCUCGCUUAUCACGGGAAUGUGGUAUACGCCUCAUGAACAUGUAUCGCGCCAUUCGUUCUGGUUUGCGGGGAAUGCGUCGGCGAGUAUGGUUGGCGCUAUGAUUGCCUAUGGGAUUCUGAGUUACCAUGGGCCUAUUGAGCAGUGGAAGAUGCUCUUUCUCAUCUUUGGCCUCAUCACCAUUGCUUGGUCUGUCGUCACAUUCUUCUUCCUCCCUGAUUCUCCUUCGACCGCUCGAUUUUUGUCAACUUCUGAACGAGAGUUUGCUUCGCUUCGACCUAAGAAGUUUCAGCGAACUACUCAGACCAAGAAGUGGGAUCGCGAUCAGUUUAUCGAGACGAUGAAGGACGUCAAGGCCUGGUGGUUCUUUUUCUUCUCUUUCAUCAUCUGUAUUCCCAACGGUGGAACCACAAGCUUCAGCACCAUUGUCAUCAAGAGCUUCGGCUACGAUGAGAAGCAGACUAUCCUCAUGGGCCUCCCUGCAUCAGCCUUCCAACUCACAACCGUCAUCCUCGUCGCUGUCUUCACAACAUACGUCCGCAAGUCUCGACACAUUGCUCUUGUUCUGACAUACCUGAUGGCCAUUGCUGGUAUUUUGAUGAUCAAACUCCUCCCUACGGCUGAGAAACUCUCCCGACUCGCAGGCUUCUGGCUCAUCAUGGCCGUUGCACCAGCAUUCCCUCUCAUGCUGUCUCUGUCUGCUAGUAACAUCGCUGGCUUCACCAAGAAGUCUACCGUCAUGGCUAUGAUCUUCUUGGGAUACUGUGCCGGAAACCUGAGUGGACCUCAGUUCUUUAUCAGCACUGAGGCACCGGGCUACCAUACCGCUUACACCACUAUAAUGGUCUGUUAUGCCAUUACCAUUGCUCUCGUGGUUGGAAUUUACUUCUAUCUCAUCUGGGAGAACCGCCGUCGCGAUAAUGAGCAGGGUGUCAAGAGAGAUCCUGAGGAGUCUCGACAGGUUGACCUCACUGAAGAUGGAACGCUCCUUCAAGUCGAUGAGACUGAUAAGCAGAACAAGAACUUCAGGUAUAUCCUGUAAGAAGAAAGUGAAUGUUGUGAUUCUCUUUUGGCGGCUUUGUUUGCGUGUUAUUGUGCUUGAGGACCGACAGCUAGUAGUUACAAAUGGGAAACAUAUUGCUUACAUUACUUCGCUUUCACAUUGAGGCCCUCUACACCUAUAAUAAGGCAAAGUGGAGGAAGAGAAUGGACAAUGAGGCAAUAAACUCCCGAAAGAUGAGAGAUUCCUUUGCAUAAAUGAAC